Ochlerotatus camptorhynchus is the source of this 4746-nucleotide messenger RNA. RefSeq names its product GATA zinc finger domain-containing protein 14. The record is from RefSeq and is a predicted model, not a curated record. Gene Ontology annotation, biological process: actin cytoskeleton organization. The coding region runs from base 1823 to 3709 and encodes 628 amino acids. Lineage: Eukaryota; Metazoa; Arthropoda; Insecta; Diptera; Culicidae. Gene Ontology annotation, cellular component: plasma membrane. The transcript is spliced from 8 exons.
UUCAACUCGUGCAUCAGUUCAGUUCGUUACGUGCUUCGGUCGGCUUAUUGUAGGAGGUGUGUUGAUAGUUGUUGAUGUCAUCAAGUGGAAGCGAGGUCCAGAAGAUAUACCACAUAGCAAAGGUCAUUCUGUUGUGUGCUAUCAAUUCCGGGGAGAUCUCGUGGUGUGAUCCGAUCGUGCGAUCGUGACUCAAGGGACGAUCCCAAGAGACCACUGGUUUAUGAAGCGCGUGUGUGUAUUUUUUCGACACAUUCCAAUACCUACGUUGGUGCGUGUGAAGAGAAGAACAUCCAAAGAUGAAUAAAAGUGCAUUUUUGUGCUAAAGAAAAUUCAAAAGAAGUGAAUCUCGAAGAGAUCGAAGAGUAAAGGAAAGAAGAAAGUUUCAACUCGGGUGAUGUUCCCAUUUGCAGUGCACGUUGAUUUGACGAAUUUAAACAAUUUUCGACGCUGGUAGCGCAAAGUGGGGCUGAUUGACCCCCCCCCCCCCCCCGCUUCUAAUGGUGUUGUGAGAAUUUUAAAUUUGUACAUUCCUGGCAGUCAGUGGUUCACAGUAUCGGAAGAGAUCGAUCAUCAUAAUUGAUUGAUAGCUACUAUUCAUGCUGGCCUAGUGGUUGAUGAAGCGGCGAGUGAGAAUAUGUACACAUAAAAUAUACAGAACUGGCAUUUGCGUGCUGAUGAUCUGACGAAAUAUUAGUUUCGACUAGCGGUUGUGAAUGCGUGAAAGAAUCUGGACAGUGAGCGUGCCGGAUCAAAUGCAACUUGAUACAUUGCAACGAAAGAACAUUGACGAAAGCAACUUGAUUUUGUCGGCUAUUUUGGUGUCUUCAUGCUGUCGAAAGCAUCCGCACGAAACAUUUGUUUUUCCGGAGAAGUCCAACAACCAAACCGAAAAUUAAACACGCGUGGAAAUUCCCGGCACUAAUCGUUGAAUCUUGUGGAAAAAAACCUACACCUCUCCAUCAUAUCUCGCAUCUUAAAUAGCUUCAACAAUCCGAAAGCAACCGCAAUCGCGAGAGCCAGCUGAUUAUUCCAUAACAACUGUCGAUGAAAAAAAUAUAGAUAUGCUUCCCGCAUCGGCGCUCGUCUAGUGACUGUUACUAUACGUAUAUUACGGUUUGAAAAAAAAAAGACGAUAUGUGUGUAGUAACAACAACAACAAUAACAACAGCGACGUGAAAGAGGAAAAAUAAAUCACACUCUUUCUGGGUUGCAAUCGACAUUGAUGUGCGUCUGAAUUGGAAAUUCAGACAAAAAUACCAACCCAACGAAAAUAGGAAAGGAAAAGUGAAAGAUUACUUACGGUCGGCUGGGUUGGCCGAGCGAGCUCCGGUUCUCCGAACUGCUCCAACCUAUUGCUGGGCAGCACAAGAAGCGGAAAGCUGGUGGUGUUGUUCGGGAUGGCCCCAGCAGCAACAGUGUGUGAAGAUAUACGCAAUUUACGCUCCAAGUGAUGAGAAAGUGUUGAUUUAUAAUAAUUUUCAGCGUUUACAGAGCUUCGCGGUAGACGAAGAAGAGGAGCUGCGGUGAGCGGGCAAAUCAACUGGUCGCGGUUGCCAAAUAAAAAGUAGUAGAAACCUCCAAAACGUCCCCCCUAAAUGCGCUGCGGGUGCGAUUGUGUGUGAGAGAGGAAAAUAGUAGCCUUAAUUAAGAUUUAUUGCUCCAAAAAGUUUAACUGCUGCGUGGAAGAGUUGAAGAAAAAAGGUCGCUCACUUCAAGUGGGGGUGGUUGAGCUGAAACGAAGAAGAGUGCUUGAGUCGAUCGUUGGAAAAGGGCCAGCGGAAUAUAAAACAGCCACAAAGUGUCGCUCAAAGGGGGAGCCAAGAUGCCGCCGGUCAAUCUACCGGAGAACGGAGGUUCCGGCCCACCGAGCCGGACGCCGUCUAUUAUGGACAGUCCAACGUUGGCGCGAGUCGAGAGAGCCCGGCUUCGGCAUGAGGCCGGUGCCAACGGAAGCAGUCAGCGGGAGGACAGCUUGGAGCGGGCGUUGCUGGAUCCAAAGAAGUCGCUGCUAAUUGGCCGUAUUCCGGUGGCCCAGAUGACCGGACCGAUCAAACGAGGUCUGCUGUGGCAGCAGCGGGACAGACUCUUCUCCAGAUGGAAGGAAAGAUAUUUCAUCCUAACACGUGAUUAUCUAAAUUGUUUCAAACGGGCGUCUGGAUCGGCAUCGGAGAAAAUUUCCGACAUGGGCCAGUUCAUUUUUAAGAUCAAACUCGUCGACGUGGAGAAGGUCGAGUGGUUGAACCGCCGGUCGUACAGUGUAAUUGGCUUGCUUCUCGGAGCACGAGAGGGUCGUGUCUUAUUGCGCUGCGACCAGGGUCUCGAGGAUUGGUUCGAGCUGCUGGAGGAAUGCACCCUGAGCAGCAAGGAGCGUCGUCGUGCCCUUCGCUUGACGCAGGGGCCCCGAUCGCGUGCCUCGCUUGCCGCUCCGGUGUCGCAUACCUCGCUGCAGACCAACCAUCUCGGCCUCGGUGGAACCUACUCGGGUGCGAUCGAAGACUGGCUCAUGUCCCGGCACCACAAGACGUCCAGCAACCAUCACCAUCUGCACUUCCUGCAUUCGGAUUCGGUUCCCGAUCUGAGCACCAUCAACGAGAACGGUCUCAUCAGUGGAAUGUUGACGAAUCAUUCGACACCGAAGAAGGUUCCCAAUGCGAGACACAACUUCAUCGGGAGCAACUCCAACGGCUACAACAGCCACAAUGGAAGCUACAGCAAUGGAUUCCCGUACUCGCCGCUGAAGAAGCUGUCGGAUAACUUCAUCAACGGAAAUAGCACCUACAUCAUCAACGACGAGGAUGAAGAAGUCGAACUGCGACGAGGUGGUCGCUACAGGGACAGCGAUGACCUCUAUCGGCGACCACUGGGACCAUCCGGUAAUGACAGUAAUAGACAUUCAUUAUUAACAGAUGUGGACUUCUCGGCUUGUGAUAGUGGCCUGGAUACGCCACCGUCGACCCAUCGUCCGUCCAGCUGUCGGGACAACGUGUACAUGAUUGCGGCCUACAACCAUCACAACCAAAGCAUCAGCAAGGAUAAAACCACCGACACUGGAAUCAGUUCCUCGCGCGGUACGUUGGUAUCGCCGGCCAACAGCAUCCGCCACGGUUUCCUCAACAACAACAACAACAACCAUAUGAACAGUUAUGGAUCGAGAUAUAGCGUACAGGAGCAGAAGAUCCUACGGGCACGUAAUAACCCGGAGGAGAACAAGAAUUCCAUCCGGUCCAUUCGGGCCGAAUUCUUCGAGCAGAACAAAUACAAUAACAACAACAACAACAACAACACCAAUGGGCAGCACUACCACCAACUGGCACAACAGCAGGGAAGCAAUAGCAAUAUUCACCAGUUGCAACAGCAGCAGCUACAGCAGCAUCAAUUGCAACAUCAACAUCAACAUCAACAGCAACAGCAACAUCAACAUCAACAGCAACAGCAGCAUCACAGUAACGGGCUGAACAACAACACCAACGGACACUACCAUUACAAUGGCAACAGUAUUAAUGGUAGCGUCAACGGAAAUGGGACGGCGGCAUUACGCGAUCGCUAUCAGCAUCCGGCACUUGCGGCCAUCAUCAACGAAUCGCAGGGGAUAAAGUUCCGAGAUCGUUCCUACUCGGAUUGCCAGCAGGUGCCGCGCCGACAGUGGACCAGCAAUACGCCCAGUCCCAAACGCAUUCCAUACCUUGGAACACCGCCGACCCGGGUCUAACUUGGAGAACAUGAAACCUGAAGUUCCUUCAGACUAGAAAAUCCAAAUGCUACACCGAAUUUCAAACUCUCAAACCAUUAACGAAAGUAAAAAACAAACAAACAUAGUGAGUGAUUAAUUUUCGAACCUACCGAUAGUAGUAGCAGUAGGUCCACCCACAUCGGAAUAAUCCUAACUCUGUAGAAUUUGUAGUAGAGUACCGCAUUAGUCGCAAACGUUUUUAUAUCCUCGUAGAAUCGAUAACCGAACCGGAAUUAGUUCUUCUCGUAGUUUAGGCUUUCGAUGCAAUUCUUGUACUAUCGUGUGUUCGUAGCGAUUCUAUUGGCGCGUAAGAUCCAUUGAAUUUCCUGACUGCCGCAGUGCUGGUGUUGACGGAGAUAAACAUAUCAUCGAGUGAUUUGAGCGCGUUUCCUAAAGUAACUAAGUAAGAUUAGUGAUUUCCGCGUUCGAAUUUGAAUUAGACUACUUUUACCCCUUCUAUUAUUAGAACAAUAAGAAAAGCGAAAGCUUGAAGCUUUUUAGCUCGAACAAAUAAUCAAAACGAUUCGUAUACUCCCCCCGUAGGCAUUACCAAUCAAAACGGCAACGGUUCGUGGGGAAGCUCACGAACCAAUAAACGAUCUGAAAUUUUACAGUUUUAAAAACCUUUUAGGAAGAGCAUUUUGCUGAAAUAAAAAAAGUUAGGUUGUUAUUAGUUUUGAAUGAAAAAAAAUAACAGUUUUAGAAGAGAGUUGAAAUCUAAAUUUCCCCAAAUGUGCUUUGUUGAGGUCGCUUAUUGAGCAUUUGAGAAAAAAAAAAUCGGUUUUAAUGUAGAUUUAUACUGUCAAAGUAGAACUUUGUAAUGUGUUAAAAAUUGUUGCGCAGUGUGCUUAUUCAGUCCGUUCUCCCCAGUAAUCUAGAGAUCCGAAGAAUGAAGAAACGAAGAAACAAAACCAAGUGUUCACAUAGAUUCUAACAUGUGCGUGUAAAAACGUACAAAAUCGAACAGGGGUUAACCGGUUUAGGUGAUUAUUUUUUUCGUGCGCAAAAUACAUUCG